Molecule: messenger RNA, 3437 nt
Organism: Vespula vulgaris
Lineage: Eukaryota; Metazoa; Arthropoda; Insecta; Hymenoptera; Vespidae
Product: protein broad-minded-like
Exons: 8
Coding region: 1-3426 (1141 amino acids)
Source: RefSeq, a predicted model, not a curated record
AUGGAUGAACGAACGAUGUCGCCAAAUAUUAACAAAUGGAUAAAGAAGUGUAUAAGAAAGGAAUUUGACAAUGUAAUUAAGGAUAAUUUAGAGGAAAAUCAAGAUUCUUCAGAAAUUGCUCAUAGAAUUAUACAUUCUAAAGAAAUGCAAGUUUUAAUGAAUUCUAUGAAAAUGGCAAUUAUUGAACACAAUUCAGAUUCAAAAUCUGAUAAUAUUGCAACAAUGGAAUCUCAUCCUCGGUCAUCUGCCUCUUUUGUGAGUGAUUUAACUGUAGAAGAAUGGAAUUCUCCAAAAAACAUUGAAGAUCAAUACAAUUAUAUUAUAGAUAAAAUAAGUUCUGAUAAACCUGUACAUGUAAGAUUAGCAGGCUAUGAGAUAUUAUUAAAAAGUGAUUUGACAAAUAUAACAACUAUCUCGCAGUGGGAUAUCCUUCAAAAUACUUUAAAAGAUGGUCUCAUGGGUGAAAAUCGAGCUAUAUUUGAAGUUAGCUUACAAGUCUAUGCCAGGUUAUUAAGUUGUCCAAAGGCAUAUGAUGCGUAUACCAAUGUAUUGAGUGCUUUUAAUGCUCAGUAUCAUACACAAAAAGUACACGAGGUGUUACCUUCAUUAAUAUCUGGAAUUAAUUUUAAAUUUUUUUUACAUGAAAAAAUAAUUCGCAUUAUGUACUUGAUAAUACAUUAUCAAGAAGAAUUGUUAAAGAGUAUAAGAAAUAUUGACAAAACUACAGAAGAAAUAAUAGAACAAUUCAUAAUAUUUUUAAGUAUUCAUAUGUUUGGUAAUUCAAUGCAAAUCAAAACAUUGUCUACAUUAAAUAUUGUUGCUGCAUUGGAUCCACAGGCUGACUGGAGUAAAAGAUGGACUCACAGUUUUGCUACUAGAAAAACAUUUAUUUCUAUAUUAUCUAAAUCACCAAGUUUAGUUCAAUAUGCAAUACAAUGCAUUGAGAAAGGCUUGAAGAAAUCACCUAUAUACACAUCUAUUUCUAUUUGCGAUGAACCCAUAGAAGCAUGUAUUUCUGGAGAGACAAUAGAAAUAAUUACUUAUCUUCACUGUUUAAACUUUAUAUCACAGUUAUGUAGUUAUGAAGCAGGUCGCAAAUUACUUUCAGAGAUUUCAUUAGACAUUCCAUUUUCUAUAACUAAAUUUUUAAUUACAUUAAUAAAUACACUGAAUGAAUUAUCAUCCUCUGAGAUAACAAAUGGUAUUUACAAUAUUAUGUGUCAGGCAUUGCAAAAUGUAUUAAAUAGACCUAUAAUUUCGUAUGAUACCGAUUUUUAUGAUGCCGCAUUAUAUUCUUUAAAUAAUACUUCUGAAAAUGAUUUAAGAAUUUGGCCUCAUAUACUAUAUGUAAUAAUGCAUAUGUUGGAUACUGUGGACGGUUCAGAAGUACUAAUAAAAUCUCAAGAAUCAAAACCAAAUUGUACAGCAAUGAUUAUUAUACAGCACAUAUCUAAUGUUUUGAAACAGCCCUUCUCUAUUAUGAAUACUGAAUAUAUCUGUAACUUAUCUAAAGUUAUAACGAAAUUAUUUAAUAUAUUUAAUGUUUAUGAAAUUGUACAAGAUGUGAUGCAAAAUCAAUUUUAUCCUGCUGUGUCAUACUUUUACAGUAAACUAGAUAAAUAUUUCAUUGAAAAUGGAAAUAAAGCUCAAUAUUUAGACAAUAUAAUUAAAAAAAUGAUACUUAAAAUUGUAUCAAUACCAUUUGGUUUACAAGAUUUAACACGCGAAUCUUUAGUAUUUCAUGAAUUAAUACGUGGAUCUAUUGCACCAUUAAGAAAUUCGUGGACAUCCACAGAAGUUGUGAGCUUCAUAUCAUCUGCUGGAUAUUUUAAGUUAGGACGUGAAGUUCUCGAAGAUUUAGCUCCACAUAUUUUAUCUACAUUGUUAAUAGAAACGUGUAAAACAUUGGAAGAUCCACAUUGUUUUUAUGAUCCAUGGGAGAAUUCAAUUGUGGACAAAUUUUUACACAUUAUUGCUCUAUUUUCUCUCAACUUUAAAUGUUUUACUGCAUUUAUAACAAGUGCUAAUGAAUUUGGAAACAAUGAUGAAAAUGAAAUUCCUUACAAUUUGACUGAAUUAAUGCAAUGUUCAAUCAAAUUUGAUUCUAUAUAUCAUUAUUUAGGACUUUUAUCAUUAAACACAAUUAUUUGGAAUCUAGACAUUUAUAUCUACUUGAUAGAAAAAUUAAAUUUUCAGAAUGAAUUAUUGAAUUUACAAAACUAUUGCUUAUUUGAUUUCCAAGCCGACGAGGAAGUAAGAGAAGAAUACAUAAUAGAUGAAUCUAGUUUACUCAGACAUAAAAUUUUAUCUAAUUCAUAUUAUAUCAAGCACAAAUAUCCUAACAAAGUAUCAUUAAAUGAAUAUGAAGAUACAAAUAAUACAUUUGAACCAGAAGAAUAUGAAUUGUUCUCAACAUUACCACCACCUAACAUUGCCACAGAAAUAGCACUUUUCUAUGAGAUAAAAUCUGAUUCUGAAUUAGAAGAUAUAUUAUGUGAAAAUAAGCCUGGAUUAUUAGAUACUAGCUGGAUACUACAAAUCAGGAAUGCAUAUAUAAAUUCUAGAACUUCAAUAAAAAAUACAGUUUUGAUUACUUUACUAGAUCAAAUGUGGCAAGCUAUUCCAACUGCAGAAUGGGCAGAUCACUUUGAAUGGCCAGAAAAUUUUGUGUACAAUGCAGACUUUUUCUUUUCAGAAGAAUUACAUGGAAUUGACUUGGUUUUGCAGUAUGCUGAGUUAAAUGGACUUCUUCAAGAUUCAAAGACAAAAAAAGAAACAUUUAAACAGUUCUUGCAAGCUUCAAGUAUAUUUAUAAAAUAUCAAAAGCCUAAUAAAUUCGAAGGUUUUGACUGGUUUUUAUCAACUGUGUUUUGUAUUUGUGAAGGAGAUAUGGACAAAUGCAUAAUAUUUAUUAAAAAAUUGAUUUGUUUUCCGUGUAUUUUGUUUAUAUGGCCUAUUUUGGGUAAAACUCUUGACAAAAGUAAUAAUGAAGAAUGCUCAACCCAAUUAAUAUUUGCACAAUACUUAGAAAGUAUAAUUCAGAGCGAAAUACCGAACGUAGCAUAUGCAUUAAAGAACACUUGUGGUAUUGAUUGGUGGAUGUUAUGUACAACAAUAUUGACUCAAAGUUUUUGGGGCAUAUUGUCAUGGCAAGAAAUAAAACAUUUUUUUGCUAUUUCUAUUCUAUAUUCACCUGAUUAUAUAAUAUAUUAUUGUGCAUCUUUAAUCUAUCACUGCAGAACAACGUUUAUACAAGAUAUUACAAAGGGAAAAAUGUGGCCAGAAUAUAUGGUACUACAUGACUAUCGCUGUCAUGAUUACAUCAUAUUCAUGGAUAAAUUAGCUAAGAGAUAUGGAAAUAAAAUAUUACCUAUAAUGACUGCAAGAAAAUUAUAUUCCAGUGAUGAAAACAAUACUGUAAAAUAAAUGACAUAAAC